Durusdinium trenchii is the source of this 312-nucleotide messenger RNA. Lineage: Eukaryota; Dinophyceae; Suessiales; Symbiodiniaceae. The record is from the annotation of a GenBank genome assembly.
AUGCAAACCCUGGGUUUGCCAUUUUGGGCAUAUUCUGGAUUUGACAUGCUGCAUGAAAACUUCCAACCGCUGCCGUUUUUGUCAUCCCGGCACCGCUCCAAUCCCAAGCGGAUGAUGGAGGAAUGGCAUUGCCUCCGCCUCGUUUCACAUUUCUGCAGCCAGGAGGAUGCUUUGGAUCGGCUGGUGGCCUUCUCCACGGAUAGGGAUUGGCUGCCCAACAACAAGGUUGAGUUCCGGACUCCCUCACCAACUCUUUUGGCAAGGCUCUUCGCCCUGGUCAUCACCAUUGCCAUCAGGACGCGAUGCACCUGA